UAGGUCUUUGCAAACAGGAGCCCAUCCGAACAUCAGCAUAAGAAGCAUGCAUUGGCUGCGACUUACCGAACUCUCUCACUUUUGCUUGUGACUUACCAGUGUGUAGACAGUGAUUUGGUACGGCUGUUGUGUUUGGGUGUUCAUGUGACGCAAAACGUCUUUUGCUUUCUUUUGUUGGUAGAUGAGAUCCUUGCAUCGAGGAAGUGUGUAGUGACUUCCUCUCCCAUAGAUUCAGAUUUUAGACCAUCAUUCCAUUUUUGCUUUAACGUUUUGGAUUCGUCUUUGUCGUUUUCAUCUUUAAAAUCGUUAAUGGACACGUUAAUGGAGAAGCAUUGCUGAAUGAUUAAGUAACUACAUUAGUAAAGCUUUUGCGGUCUUUACUGCUGUUCGAUUUCUCUGUGAGGACGUUUGGCAGUCCCUCCCCAGAGUCUGUGAACAAUGCAGAACUUCUGGACAGACAUUAUGAAUCUGAGGAGCACCAGAGGAGCUAAAAUCAUUUCGGGCAAUGAUGAGGAAGCUGUUGUCGAUCAGGGGAAAACCAGCUCCAGCAUCAACACAAAGUUUGAAAAAGAAGAACUUGAAAGUCACAGGGCAGUUUACGUGGGCGUGCAUGUACCUUUAGGAAAACAAAGCAGACGUAGACAUCGCCACCGCGGUCAUAAGCACCAUCGGAAAAGAAAGGACAGAGGAUCCGAACGAGAUGAUGGCAGAGAAUCACCAACGAACGACACCCCCUCACAGAGGGUCCAGUUUAUUCUGGGCACUGAGGAUGAUGAUGAAGAGCACAUUCCUCACGACCUCUUUACUGAAUUAGAUGAACUGUCCUUCCGUGACGGACAUGCUUACGAGUGGAAAGAAACAGCUAGGUGGUUGAAGUUCGAGGAGGAUGUGGAGGAUGGAGGAGAACGCUGGAGCAAACCCUAUGUCGCCACACUUUCUCUUCACAGUUUAUUUGAGUUACGAAGCUGCAUUCUCAAUGGCACAGUCAUGCUGGACAUGAGAGCUAACAGCAUUGAGGAGAUAGCAGAUAUGGUAUUAGACAACAUGGUGGCGUCAGGCCAGCUGGACGAGAGUCUGAGGGAAGACGUGCGCACCGCCAUGCUGAAGAGACAUCAUCAUCAGAAUGAGAAAAAACUGAGCAAUCGUAUCCCGAUCGUGCGCUCCUUCGCCGACAUAGGCAAGAAACACUCAGACCCGCACUUGCUUGAGAGGAAUGGCGAGGGUCUCUCCGCCUCCCGUCUGUCCCUCCUUCGACGCAGCUCCUUCUCUCUGUCCAACCCCCUGAACUCUCGCCGUCCCUCCGCAGAGUCUCGCUGUUCCCGCUCCUCCAUCAUCCUCAACUUCCUCCUGCCCAGUGCCAACAACAGCCCCUCUGCCUCCCCCAACAUCUCCCCUUGUACCACUCCUCAUAACACGCCGCCCACCCCUCGCCAUAUUCCAUCACCUCCCUGCUACCCAGGACCCUCCCAGCUGCUUGUGGCACGGGGAGAGAGAAUGGACAUUCCGGAAGUCAUCGUGUUCCCACCCGAGGAGGAGGAACCGCGUCUGUCUGCCGGCCAGAAGAAGCAGGUGGUGUCUGACCCGGCCACACUGGCACAGCUCCUGCUUCCAUCUCAGUCAGGCUAUCUCUCAUCGCCCCAGUCGGCCCCGGGGAACCUGGAAAACAGCAAGCCCAGUGAGAUCCGUUUGAACGGUGCGGGUGGCAGCAGGGAAAACAGCACUGUGGACUUUAGCAAGGUGGACAUGAAUUUUAUGAGGAAAAUUCCUCCCGGUGCAGAGGCUUCGAAUGUUUUGGUGGGGGAAGUUGAUUUCCUGGAGAGUCCAAUCAUCGCCUUUAUUCGCCUUUCACCUGCUGUUCUCCUCACGGGACUGACAGAAGUCCCAGUUCCUACCAGGUUUCUCUUCCUGCUUUUGGGGCCUUUUGGGAAAGGAGGCCAGUACCAUGAGAUUGGCAGAUCGAUAGCUACAUUGAUGACAGAUGAGAUCUUCCAUGAUGUGGCAUACAAAGCCAAAGACAGGACUGACCUGCUCUCUGGCAUAGAUGAGUUUUUGGAUCAGGUGACUGUGCUGCCUCCAGGAGAGUGGGACCCCACAAUACGAAUCGAGCCACCAAAGAGCGUCCCGUCUCAGGAGAAGAGAAAGAUCCCAUCCUUGCCUAAUGGAUCUGCUCCACCCUCAGAGUCCAUCAAAGAGGAGGAUCACCAUGCUGGACCUGAACUUCAAAGGACAGGACGGAUAUUUGGGGGUCUGGUACUAGAUGUAAAAAGAAAAGCUCCGUUUUAUUGGAGCGACGUGCGGGAUGCUUUCAGCCUGCAGUGCUUGGCUUCUAUUCUGUUUCUCUACUGUGCCUGCAUGUCCCCUGUCAUCACCUUUGGAGGCCUACUGGGGGAGGCCACUAAAAACAACAUAAGUGCCAUUGAGUCUCUGUUUGGAGCUUCUAUGACCGGUGUGGCCUACUCUCUGUUUGCUGGUCAGCCAUUGACGAUCCUGGGCAGCACUGGACCGGUUCUGGUUUUUGAGAAAAUUUUGUUUAAGUUCUGCAAUGAUUACGGUCUAUCUUACCUCCCACUGCGCACCAGCAUCGGUCUAUGGACGGCUUUCCUGUGCAUUUUGCUGGUUGCCACGGAUGCCAGCUCUCUGGUGUGCUACAUCACUCGAUUCACAGAGGAGGCCUUUGCUGCUCUCAUCUGCAUCAUAUUCAUUUAUGAAGCCUUGGAGAAACUCUUCCAACUGGGAGAAAUGUUUCCUUUCAACAUGCACGACAAUUUAGACAAUCUCACCUUUUACACGUGUCAGUGUUCGCCACCAGCUAAUAUCACAGAGAAAAUUGUACAGUCAUGGAAUCAGUCAGGUUUUAGUCAGGAUAACAUUACAUGGAGUGAGCUAGAUGUACCGACAUGCAAGCAGCUCUAUGGCGAGUUUGUCGGUCCUGCAUGCGGACACCAUGGGCCAUAUAUCCCUGAUGUGUUGUUCUGGUCUGUCAUCCUCUUCUUCACCACCUUCUUCCUGUCAUCCUUCCUCAAACAGUUCAAGACCAAGCAUUAUUUUCCCACUAAGGUCCGCUCUUCCAUCAGUGACUUUGCUGUUUUUCUGACCAUCAUGAUCAUGGUGUUGGUCGAUUAUUUAGUCGGCGUCCCAUCUCCUAAACUACAAGUCCCAGACACUUUUGAGCCCACCUCUAAGAACCGAGGCUGGCUGAUAUCACCUCUAGGUGACAACCCCUGGUGGACGUUACUGGCGGCAGCCAUUCCUGCCCUCUUGUGCACCAUACUGAUCUUCAUGGAUCAGCAGAUCACUGCCGUGAUCAUCAACCGUAAGGAACACAAACUCAAGAAAGGCUGUGGGUAUCACCUUGACCUUUUGAUGGUGGCAGUGAUGCUCGCUGUGUGUUCGGUGAUGGGCUUGCCCUGGUUCGUCGCUGCGACCGUCCUCUCUAUCUCUCACGUCAACAGCCUGAAGGUGGAGUCCGAAUGCUCGGCCCCAGGAGAGCAGCCUAAAUUCCUGGGCAUCCGUGAGCAGAGGAUCACCGGUCUGAUGAUCUUUGUACUUAUGGGAUUAUCUGUCUUUAUGACAUCUGUUCUGAAGUUCAUACCAAUGCCUGUGUUGUAUGGCGUGUUCCUCUAUAUGGGUGUGUCUUCCCUCAAAGGCAUACAGUUCUUUGACCGGAUUAAGCUGUUUGGCAUGCCUGCGAAGCACCAGCCUGAUCUGAUCUACCUGAGAUACGUGCCACUGUGGAAGGUUCACGUAUUCACUAUAGUCCAACUCACCUGUUUGGUGCUCCUGUGGGUCAUCAAAGCCUCCGCAGCCGCUGUGGUCUUCCCAAUGAUGGUCCUGGCUCUGGUGUUUAUACGGAAGCUUCUAGAUUUCUUCUUUUCUAAGAGGGAGCUCAGCUGGCUGGAUGAUGUCAUGCCCGAAAGCAAGAAGAAAAAGGAAGACGACAAAAAGAAAAAGGCAAAAGAGGAAGCACAGCGCAUGAUGGAGGCAGACGAGGGCAUAGAGCUCCCCUAUGAGGGCGGGAUUCACCUGAAUGUCCCUGUAAAGGCCCUGAAACUCAGUUCUGACCCCUCUGUGGUUAACAUAUCUGAUGAGAUGGCCAAAACAUCUAUGUGGAAAGCUGUUGCCAGUGCCAAACUAUUGAGACCUAGUUGCAGUGAAAAUACAGCUUGCAUUAAGAUCAAUGUGGAGGAUGAUAACGCGGAGAAAUGUUUGGAUACAGAGACGUCAUUAUGAGAGCUGUUAUGUGUUGCUCUGUCCUGUGUGCCCUACCAACCUGCCUACAUGAAGCCAAAGGUAGACACGCCCGAUAGAGGGCUAAACAAUGACUUCCAGGUAUUUCUCAAAGGCUUUCUCGUCAUAGCACUAAAUGAACUAGUCCUGUUUUAUUUUGUAUCAUUUGUUUUUAAUAUGAAUAGGACGCCAUAGGUUAGAUUAUAAAGAGCCCAGUCUCUUAAGUUUCAUAUUUUAUGUUUAUUUUUCAAAAGACAAGGAGUCUCUUAGAAUUAGUUUUACACACUUUUGCGGUACCAUGAUUUUCAAAUCACACUUUAGACGUUAAAUACAAGACCAUUUUUUUACCGCAUUAAAAUGCUGUCUGUCAAAGUGCUGGUUUGAAAAGGAAUAAAUGCACAUUUGAGGAAACAUCUCACUGCGAUGAGGUGAUACGAGAACCGGACUGACCUUCCAUACUGUUUAUGGAUUUAAAUGGCACAUGAAGGAGAUAUUAAAUAUUGUACUUUAAUAGUGAAGAGUGUACUCGCAAGUACUUGAAGAUUUACAUGAGAGAGAUACUAAUCCUUUAUUAAAACAGAAAUAUUUAAUACAAGUCAAUUAGCAGCACAGAUCGGGAACAAACUUAAUAGUUUUAGUACUUGUACAUGUUUCAAAAUCAUCCAAUUGUUGCUGAAAUAUGUAAAUUGCUGCAUAUUGUGUUAUAGAGCUCAGCAAUAUCAGUUCCCCAUGUUUUCACGUGUUUACAUUGUUUCCUUUUUUUAGUGUUAUGAAAUAGAGUUUACUAUUGUUAGUAAUUAUGAUUUUUACGUGUUAAUCAACUAAUUUAUUAACGGUCAUGUGAUGGUUGAGUUCACAGAGGCGAUAAGGCAGCAGGAUAGCUAGCUGCAGUAUUGUUGGUCUAUCAUUUCUUUCUGUUAAUGUGCACUUUAGGUAGGCUAUAGGCCUGAAAACGACUUAUUUAAUGUAUCUUGUCUAGAACCGUCUCAGGAACUUCCUAUUUCAAUCUUUUCCCACAUUACUCUUCUUCCUAUAGAGCUAUUCUUCAUAUUAUCUCUUAACGCCAAUGACCCUAAUGAGCUAUCUGAAUGCUUUGCCUUUUCAUUUUACACUGGACUAAAAGUGAUUGCAGACCCCCUUGUUACACUUUUUAAUGCGAAAAACUUUUUCAUGUUUUUUUUUCAAUAUUUAUAAUACCACAGAGUAUCCGACUUGUUUUAUUUUGAUAUUUUGUUCUGUAUAUAUAUAUAUACUUGUUUUGAACUAGUUUGGAGUUAGUCCUUCGCCAGGUGUUGAUUUUGGUUGCAAAAGUGCAAGCAAACUGCCCCCAUGCUCUUAAAGUUCAUCAAUAAAGCAAACAGACCUCCAUAAUCCCACAAUGAACGCUGUACCUUUGACUGCUAUAUAUAAACACACUCUUCAUCUGAUAUCUGAAUGAAUAAUAGGUUUAUUCAACACUUUUUUUUUUUACUUUUGCAGCAAGUAACAUAAUACUGUGUUUGUGAUAGGGAAUAAGACUGUAAGAAGGAGGAGACUGUUGAAAACAGCAUUGAACUUGUGUUAUAGUUGCUAGUAUUUUCUCUCCACAUUAGGACUCCGAACAAGUAUUGCUGCAAUAGUGUUCUUCUGCACAACAUUUAUGUACUAUGUCCUGUAUCAACAUAAACUGUUCACUGUUUCAGCCCGGUUCAGACAGGCAAUUUCCUUAUCCUAAAUUUCUAAUCAAGAUUUAUGAAAAAUGUAGGACAGAAGUUUUGGAUUUGUACUAUAUAAAUAUAUAAAUACUGUAUACUCUUACACGGGAGAUCUUUUGUAAUGUUGAUGAAAUUGUUUAUUAAAAGUAAUGAAACGAAUGUU
Misgurnus anguillicaudatus (oriental weatherfish) is the source of this 6084-nucleotide messenger RNA. The record is from RefSeq and is a predicted model, not a curated record. Lineage: Eukaryota; Metazoa; Chordata; Actinopteri; Cypriniformes; Cobitidae.